UUUUGCAGAAGGCGAACGAAAGCUUCGUUUUUUCCGUCUGUCUGUUGAGUAAUUAUUAUCAGUUUUCUUCUGGAGAGAGUGAAGGAGAGGAAAAAAGUUAGCUCAGAGUCGGUUAUCACUCCGUUAAAACAAAUUCUGUGUUGAUUUCUUCUUCUUUCUUAUAUUCUUCUUUGUUGUUGUUGUUGUUGAAGAUUGCAAUCAGUUUCCAAGCUGAAUAUAUUCUUCUGGAGACUCUGUAGUGUUCAUGUUUUGAUGAUCAUCGCCUGAUCGGGAAUAGAAAAAUGGAAGAAUGAAGAGUGACUGUUGUUGAGGAGUUGAGUUUGAGUGAGCAAAAUGGGCUGCUUUGAGUCUGGAGGUGAAGAUGAGCUUCAGAAUGGAGAUGGUAAUCAUAGUAAGAGAUUAAAGCUUCCCAGAAAGUUUGAAAUUUGGCAGUUUUCUGGUGGAUGUAAUACAGUAAACCAUGCCCCUGUUCCUCGAAAAUUGCGUUCAGCAGCCAUCAAGAAGAGAAAUCACGAAUCCAUUUCAUCGCCUUUUCUUGGGAACCCGAAGUUGAACCAAGUGUCUAAUGGAGUUGGAAGGCUUAAGAAAGAUGAGAAGAGAUCCAAAAUGAAUUUGGAUACAACUCAGGAUGUCCUAGAUAGGUGUAUAAACAAGGAGGUUUUGGGAUCAAUCACCGAAGAUGAGCAAGAAGUGGCUGAAACUUUGUAUGCUCUGGCUGCUAUGCUUCCAGACACAAGUGUAUGUAAAACUGAAUGCAAUAAUGAACUUCCAGAAGGAAAAUCAUCACCAUCACCUGAAGUGGAGAGUUCUGUGCCUUCAAUUAAUGUUUUGGAAAUGGGAACAGAGAUUAGGACAACAAGCCCCCAAUUAACUGAUGAGGCUUCAAAACAGCCAUCAAAUGCUGAAGAAACAAUCAAGUCCCAAUCAUCAUCAGGCAAUCAGCUCGAUAGACCUGUCAGCAUGGAGUUACCAAUUGAUUUAAAUACAGAUAUUUGUGAAGUGAACUUGACCCCAGCUGCUUUCUGUAAACAUGAACAAACAACUGAACGAAUAUCAGAAAACAAUGGCAUUUCCACUGCUUGGUCUAAUUUACAUCUGCCACACCGGAUAUCACAAUGGUCUGAACUUGAGAGAAGUCCAGCUGGUAGAGAGAAACUGGAGAUUGGACUGAAUCCAGCUGCAACCUUUGGAAUACAAACCGAGGUUGAGAACAAAUCCAAGGAGAAAGAAACCAAUGCUACUAGCGGUUCAUUAUGGCCAGGCUUGACUCUAGCAAGCUCGUGUUCUUCUGAUAUGCUUAGUCCUGCAUUGGAGUUAUAUGAUGUCAAAUGCCCUGAAUGGUUUGGAAACAAUUCUUUCAUUGCUCGAACUCAAACCCCAGAGCCUUUUGCUGAAAAGAAUGGUCGAGUUCCUGCUGUUUUGAAGAACUCGUGGAAGAGAUGUUGUACUCAUGUUUAUGUAUGCCACCUCAUUAAAGUCUUGCAGAUAUCUGAGAGGGCUGACAAAUUGCUCUUGCAGUCUGCUCAAUCGACUCAAACUAAUAGAUCAAAGCAAGGGAUUCGCGUAACUGAUGACAGCUUAAUUGGCACGAUAAAUGAUUCACACAAAGUUUUCUCUAGUGGUAGUGCUGCCUGUUCUGUGGUGGAGAAAACUACCAAUGAGGUGAGGAAUGCCAUCUUUUUACACAAGAAGCUUCUUCAAGACCAGAGACAAGGUUUAUCAAAGCAGAACCCAGAUUUCGUGUCGUUUCCACCUCAAGGAAUGAUUAAUGGAAGUAGUAAUGCUACUAGAGCUGGAGAAACCAUUGAAGCCUCAAAACAACUACAUGUUCCUCACAUAGCAUCAGAGAACCCGCAACUAUCUUUCCUGCUUCCCCAGAAUCGUUAUUCAUCUGCUUCUUUUGGCCCGCUUUCUUCGACAGGUGCAGCUCAGCAGGUUCUAUUGCCACCACAGUUUGGGAGUGCAGUAGCAGACGCCACAGUUCCACCAAGACUACAACUCCACAGGCAAGAAAUACAAAUUUGGCCUACCCAGCUCACACCUGCAUACAAGCAUGGUGAAGUUGUCAGUGCCUCCCAUAUACCGGAGUGGCAAAAUGGAGGACAAAACGCGCAUUCCCUUCUCCAAUCUGCUCAAACCAUGUUCCCGGGCUCUCGUUCUUCCUUGGACACGCUUGCCUCCAAGAACGCUCCCAUCUCACUUGAACAGCAGCAGCGGCUUAUGCCCAUUUCCUCAUCACUAUAAGGCUCAAGGGUAAGAGGACAGUACUAUCAUUUACCUGAUGGCUUCGAAGGGAAUGCCCGGGGACUCUACCCGAACAGCAUGCCAGCGUUGCAAAUGCUCUGCAAUAGUCGCCAUUAGAACGAACAACAACGCCACAUCACAUCAGAAGCCAUGCCCGAUCACCAUUGAUUUAUUCUUUUCUUUUUGUACAUGCAUAUUGAGCAAGAACUAAUGCUAGUAGCCAGUUGAGCGCGCGCACACAUAUAUAUAUUGAAAAAUUCUGAUGGUAUCUGUUUUUUGCAAUUGAAUGAUCAGAAAAAAAAACCCUUUGGGGCAUGUAUGUUGUAGAGGCAAAUAGUAAAUGUUAAUCCUGGAA
This is a messenger RNA of Ipomoea triloba (trilobed morning glory), 2599 nucleotides long. RefSeq lists its product as uncharacterized. Lineage: Eukaryota; Viridiplantae; Streptophyta; Magnoliopsida; Solanales; Convolvulaceae. The record is from RefSeq and is a predicted model, not a curated record. The coding region runs from base 334 to 2244 and encodes 636 amino acids. The transcript is spliced from 13 exons.